Molecule: messenger RNA, 3089 nt
Organism: Vitrella brassicaformis
Lineage: Eukaryota; Vitrellaceae
Source: the annotation of a GenBank genome assembly
GAGCUGUACACACACCGGCCGGUGUCUACACACCGGCCGGUGUCUAGACACAUCAAGACAUACAUACAGAGAUGGAUAGCGGCCCCCCAUCCGUCUGCACAUCCAUACAUCCAUCCAUCUACCCGUCCACACGCUACCUGUCUGCCUGCCUCAGACCCCUUCGCCGUCUCAGCCACUGACUGUGUCGGCCUCCAUCCCUCGUGGCUUCCACGUGAAGCUCUUGAGCAGCGUCAUCAUGCUCUCGUCUUCGCCUCCAGCCGGCAGGGGCAACAAAGGCACACACAACUCCACGCCUGCAUACACACGACACACACGGGUGUCUGUCCAUCCCUCCACAUCGCUUUCCGGGUGCGGUGCGGUGCGUCGACGUACCCACCUGUGUCGUCGUUGACGGGGUUCUGUUGCUGCUCGAGGGUCUGAAGUCGGUGGUGCUGGGCGACAUACUCACUGAUGGGGCAAACCUUGCCUGCAUGUGCAAUGGGAGAGAUGAGCCCCUCUGCGGUCGUUGUUUCCCGACUGACCUGUCGUGGCAGGGCGGCGCUGUGUCUGCGAUAGGUACUUGGUAAUGGGCGGCUGCCCCUUCGACCGCCCUGUCUCCGCACAGUAGACAAACACUUCAUCUUAAGCGAAAGGACAGACACACAUAAAUAUCAGCCGACUAGGUGUAAUUGCCAUGUGCCCCGUCCGUGUGUACCUGUAUCUUCCACCCAUUUUGCUUCUGAGUCCGUACCGCUCGAGUCGUCCGUGGCGAGGCGGGGGAGCCGGCCGAUGCGGCUGAGAGAGUGCGUCAUCUUGAAGUAGGCGGUGAUCGAUGGCUGCCUGCACGCAAGACGCAACGCAUCGAUUCCCUCGCGCCCCUCACCUCCCCCCCCCAUGUGCCCACGAUGUUUCCUCACUCACUUGGUGCGUCUCUUGGCCAGUUUCGGUGUCUUGCUCUUGGUGAAUGUCAGGCUAGGCGUGUGAGGAUCGCUCAAAUCCACACUCGUGGUGUAGCCGUCGGGGCGAGGGAACGACCACUUUCGCCACUCCGAUGCUGCUGGUGGCGGCUCGCCCUCGCGCCACAGCCACUUCUCGCGCGACUCCUCCUCAUCCCCAUCCCCCUCGCCAAAGUCAUCCUCCUCAACCAUACAGCCGUCAAGAUACCUCUCGUUGACCAGGAGGUCCAGCAUCGUCGGCGGGCACUGAUUUGAUAAAGCACACUCGGCGUCAAACACAAAGGCGCACUGUCGAAUGCAUGCAAGGCCUUUCGACACGUACCGAGAAGCGAUACUCGUCCAUAAUGUCCCCGUCGUCGCACCACGACAGCGACGGAGCGACGGCCUUGUCGGGCCCCAACUCUGCUACCAGCCACGCGACCUCGUCCAGGUCCGGGCAGCAGUCCGCGUCGAUCGUCAGCUUCUCGAUGCGGGGGUAGCGGUUGCGACGCUCUGCCUGGGGGGGCAGGAGACCGUGGGCCGAGCUGAGCUCCGUCACAGCCGAGAGGCUUUUAUUGUUCAAUCCACAACCGGCCGCCGCCACCUCGCUUGCCACCCUGCGAUCGUCGCCGCCUCCCUGGUAGUAGGCCACACACUCGAGCAUCAUGCCGCCGAUAUCCGGACUGAGGUCGAUCUUGAGGCCCGAUGGAAGGGACUGCAGGAGCCGACACAGAUGGUUGUCGAAGGGAGGGGGGGAGCUGUCCGAGACGCCGUCCACGAAGCCGUUCAUGAUGCCAUCCAAAUCCAUGCUCUCAAACACAACCUCUGCAGACCAGAGUGCAUCCAUCUGCCUCAUACAUAAACGGUGUCUUGUUCGCUCGUCGCACCUUCGAUGUUCUCAAACACAUUGGGCUCGCAGAUGCACGACGGGAUGGACUGCAGCGCCACAUAGUCCGUCUCACGAUACACCUUCACCCUCAGCACCUUGGCGCCAGGGAAAUGCACGCAGCGCAGCGACGGGUGCUCACUCAGCAGGGACCUGCCGCUUGUCCUGGGUGUGAGGAGCAUGGCCUCGUCGCCGCCUGGGAGAUGGCGCAGAAGGGCCGGGGGUAUCUUGUUCAUCGCCUCGAACCGCUCCUUCCUCUCCAUGUGGGGAAUGGCUGAGUGGGGGCUGUUGGGAUGCUCUGUGCAGUCGAUGACGUCACAACCACCCUUGCGCACGACCGUCCAACCCCACUCCUCGGCCUCGCUCAUGAGCCGCAGCGGCACCGGCUCCGACGCGUUGGCGACCGUCAUCUUGGAGGGCAGGGAGAGGUCCAGCACGAUCGGGAUGUGUAGGACGAGGGUGCGGGAACCGCCCGUCGUCUCGCUCUCACUGUCGGCAUCGGCCAUGCCGUCCUUGUCUUUCUUGGCCUGCCGUCUGGAGUCAUCGUCGUGCCACUUCUGCUGCUCGAUGCUGCUCAGCAGGCUCAUGAUCUUGCGGCACUCGGGCCACGUCUUUUGGUAGUGGUGCAUCGUGCCGUAGGUGCUGCAGUUGGUAAGCGGCACCAGGAAGUGGCCGAGAUGGGUCAGCCGGGUCAGCCGCCGCAUUGCAGUGAGGGUUGCCGUGAGAUGGUUUGGGAUGAGGGGGAAGAUGUCGAUGUGGGUCAGCUGGGUGUGCCGGCGGCAGAACGACGCCAAGCUGUCGUCCAGACGGAUGCAUCCCUCAUUGUUGAGGUACGUCGAGCGCCGCUCCUCACUCCUCUUCUUGCGAUAUGUGUCGGGGUCGGCGAGCCGUCCCGUCAGCCGACGCAUGGCCGGGCAGUUGAGCUGCAGAAGCUCGAAUACCGCCAGACCGCCCGCACUCUCGAUGUGCAGGGACGCUAGGCGGUCCAUCACCAGCCCAUGCCAGGGCUCCCUCGGAAGCAGGGGAAGCGCAAUCGGAACAGCCGGACCGCCGCUCCCCUUUUUCUGGCGCUUGACGGGGUCCACGAUGACCACGGCCGUCAGCUGGCUCGCGUAGAGACCCAGUCGGCGCACGCAGAAGGCCAUGAAUUGCGCCUUGAUGGUCUGAAUCUCGCGCGGCACCACGAUGACGGCCGUGUGGACGAAGGUCUGGUUGAUCUUGAUGAGCUUGCCCUGGUUGGGGUGCGUGAAGCUGACAACCGUGAAGACGCCAUAAACGGCCUCGUACAU